AUGCGCCUCUCACCCUCAUUGCCUGCGCACCUCAGACGGCGGGUUAUACAUGUCACAGCAAGGCAAUACCGAACAGCUACGCCAUGGGCAUACCAAUGGCGGAACUGCGUCGUCCAGCAUGGGUCCAGACGCGGGCGAGGCAUCGCGAAGAGGCAAUUCCAUGUUGGCAAAGUGUUGAUGCCGCCCGCCAUCUUCACCGGUCUCUUCCUCGCCCUCUGGUGCUACAAGUGCAUCAUGCUCGUCUUGUUCCAGAACGCCAUCAUUUACAACCCCUUCCUCCCGCCAAAUGCUCGGAGCAUGCAGAUAUCCGAGUUUGCUCGCCAGUGUGGUGGCGUCGAAUGGCGCGAGGAGAGGAUCAAGUCCUUGGAUGGCACAGAAAUUGCGCUGUGUAUAAGUGAGAUGUCGUGUGGAAAAGAGAGUGCUGGCUCCUCAAAACCACCAAAGACGCCAGUCUACAUUUUGUACUUUCAAGGAAAUGCUUCGUCUCUUCCCCCUCGACUGCCAGACAUUUCUGGUGUCCUGCGCCAGCUCAAGGCAGCGACCGAGGGACAGGUUCACUACACCACGGUAUGUCUCAGCUACAGAGGGUAUUGGACAUCCCACGAUCGUCCUUCUGAAAAGGGCAUCGACUUGGACUCCGAGGCGGCACUUCGAUGGAUUACAAGGCUCCAUCGUGAGAGGCACAAGGAAGCGGAGGCAGCGCCUAUCACCAUUCUCUGGGGGCAGAGCAUCGGAUGUGGCUUUGCAACAAACCUAGCAGCCAAGACGCAAGAUGGCGACAAUCUACCAAUCAGUGCCUUGGUGUUGGAAACGCCGUUCACGAAUACCCGUGCAAUGCUCGAAGCACUCUAUCCGCAGAAGUGGCUGCCGUAUCGUCACCUCUGGCCGUUUCUGCGCAACCACCUUGACAGCUGGGCAAAUUUAGGCGUGAUAGCCACCAAAGCCCACAAGCCGGAGGUGUACAUAGUCGAGGCGGGCAAAGACGAGCUCGUCCCCUCUGACCACGGCCGCCUUCUCUAUCAGCGCUGCAAGGAAGUCCAGCUGUUUGCAGAGCUACACACAGUCAGCGGAGCUCUCCAUAACGAUGUGAUGGUGAGGAGACAAGGCAAACAGGCCAUUGCACAAUCUAUCGUCUCGGCUGUUUCGCGGGCGCGGGAACAGGUGCAACGCCCGUCGGGGCUGGCAAAAGGCAAAACUUGA
This is a messenger RNA of Trichoderma citrinoviride, 1200 nucleotides long. RefSeq lists its product as hypothetical. Gene Ontology annotation, cellular component: membrane. NCBI's taxonomy places the organism in Eukaryota, Fungi, Ascomycota, Sordariomycetes, Hypocreales, Hypocreaceae. The record is from RefSeq and is a predicted model, not a curated record. Gene Ontology annotation, molecular function: palmitoyl-(protein) hydrolase activity. The transcript has 2 exons. Bases 1 to 1200 code for a protein of 399 amino acids.